Molecule: messenger RNA, 150 nt
Organism: Alternaria arborescens
Lineage: Eukaryota; Fungi; Ascomycota; Dothideomycetes; Pleosporales; Pleosporaceae
Exons: 1
Coding region: 1-150 (49 amino acids)
Source: RefSeq, a predicted model, not a curated record
AUGAAGACUGCGCCCCUCCUCCUCGCAUCUAUACUGGCUGUAGCUAGUCCACUGAACCAGAGAGCGGCUCCGAGACCAGAGGGCAGCAUUGAUGUGCUCUUCAGAGAGGUCGGCAAAAUUUACUUUGGCACGGCUAAGGUGCGUCCCUGA